AGUACACGAAGAUUGACCAACGUUAGUUAAAUCUAACCAAAAAACAUAAUAAAAAAAGUAUAGUUUACAACUCACAAAAAUCAAGUAUAAAAUGCGCAGAGCCUCGCCUAUUUUGAAAACAAACCAGUAGCAAAACUCAAAGCCUCUCGUUGAGCUUCUUUGUAGACAGCAAGAUGGGAGCAGGUGGUAAUAUGAAUGUCACCAGCGGCGGCAAAAACGUCCUUGAUCGUGUUCCGGUUAAGAAAACUCCUUUCGAGAUUAGUGAUCUCAAGAAGGCGAUACCACAACACUGUUUUAAACGAGAUCUUCAACGUUCUCUAUACUACCUUUUCGGUGACAUAGCCAUAUGCUUUACGUGGUACCAACUUGCAUCAAAUUGCAUACCUCUUCUACCUACACCCCUCACUUACCUAGCAUGGCCGAUUUAUUGGUUCGUCCAAGGUAGUAGUUUUAUGGGUAUAUGGAGUAUCGGUCAUGAUUUGGGCCAUCACGCCUUUAGCGAAUACCAAUGGCUUGAUGAUGCUAUUGGCUUUGUCGCCCACUCUGCUUUCCUCACUCCAUACUUCUCUUUUAAAUAUAGUCACCGCAGCCACCAUGCUCACACUAAUUCAAUGGAGUACGAUGAGGUUUGGAUCCCCAAAAGGAAGGCGGACACCUUCUAUUCCGAAAUUCUCAACAACCCAUUGGGAAACCUGUUCAUGACUUUUGUGAGGUUGCUUCUAAGCUUUCCCAUGUACUUUACCUUCAAUAUCCACGGCCGGCCAUACAAUGGGUUCGCAAGCCACUUCUACCCAAACAGUCCUAUCUUCAACGAUAGCGAACGCAAGCAAAUUUGGCUCUCUGACGCUGGGAUGGCUGUUGCUUUCUAUGUUCUUUACAAGAUUGCAUCCGCCACAAGUUUUACGUGGUUGUUUUGCAUCUAUGGAGCUCCUUUGCUGGUUAUGAACGCUCAUUUCAUCUUUUUCACCUUUCUACACCACAGCCAUCCUUCACUAGCUCAUUUCGACUCUAGAGAAUGGGACUGGAUCCGAGGUGCUUUAUCGACAGUGGACAGGGAUUAUGGAAUCUUCAACCAUGUUUUUCAUGAUGUUACAUGUUCUCAUGUUGUGCACCAUCUGAUAUCAACCAUCCCACAUUACCAUACCAUGGAAGCAACCAAGGCUGUGAAGCCCAUUCUCGGUGACUACUACAAGUACGAUGAUACCCCCAUCCUGGAGGCUUUCUGGAGAGAAACAAAGAACUGCAUCUACGUUGAGCCAGAUGAAGGUGCUGAAGAUAGUGGUGUUUAUUGGUUCCGCAAGUAAACUUUGUAACUUAUUUCUACGUACCACCCAUGUUGUCACAAUAAUUGGGCUAUGAUCUGAAACGCCCUUAGUGUCUUGUUGUAUCUGUAAUAUCUUCAACUAAAUAUGUGAAUUUCUUUCUUAUAAUA
Molecule: messenger RNA, 1432 nt
Organism: Helianthus annuus (common sunflower)
Lineage: Eukaryota; Viridiplantae; Streptophyta; Magnoliopsida; Asterales; Asteraceae
Product: delta(12) fatty acid desaturase DES8.11
Exons: 2
Coding region: 174-1304 (376 amino acids)
Biological process (GO): lipid metabolic process
Molecular function (GO): oxidoreductase activity
Source: RefSeq, a predicted model, not a curated record